AUUUGUCUGGGAAUAGGAUUGAAAGGAUUGAGGAUACCUUCUCCAAGAAGAGAAUGAGACUGGAUAGAAUGAACCUGGCAAACAAUCGGAUUCUAACCCUGGAGAAAAAUGAAUUCAGUAACUUUGCCUGGUUGAACUUUACUUCCCUUCAGGGGAACCCUCUUCAUACAAUACAGGACUACGCUUUCAGUGAAUCUGAAAUACGACAUCUUGAUCUACAGAACUGCCAGAUUGGGAAUAUUCUUCCAGCAGCGUUCAGAGGAUUGGAGCGAAGCCUACAGGAGCUAAAUCUAGCCAGUAACCGAUUAUCAAUCCUACCAUACAACGUAUUCGAGGAUUUUGAUUCAAUUCGUAAGAUUGAUCUAAGUGAUAAUGUGUUGGCGAUCUCUCCUAACUAUACUUUUAGUGAGUUUAGAUACGCACUUCUUGAUCUAGAUCUCAGUGGAGAUCUGAUGCGUCAUGUUCCAAGCAGAGAGAUAGGACUUCUCAGAAAUUUGAGACAUUUAUCUCUACCUUCUCUGCACAGCUACGGGAAUCUUAGGCUGAGUCAGUUCGAGGAUUUUCCGCCAGGGCUGGAGGAAAUUAGUUUAGUCAACUCAGACAUAAAGGUGAUCAGAAACAAUGCAUUCUAUCAUGUUCCAAGCGUAUCAUCUCUAGAUUUAUCUGGAAACAAAAUCCAAAGGAUUGAAGAAAUUGCCUUCAAAGAAAUAGGAAAUUCUCUCAGGAGCCUCAGGAUGCGACAUGCUCUUCACCUUACAGAACUACCAAACCAACCUUUUCAGAACCUUGUUUCUUUAAUUCUACUGGACCUUAGUGACAAUCAUUUGGUUUCCAUACCUCUGGAUACUUUACAUAAAAUGAAGAAUUUGAGAGAGCUGUACCUCCAGGAUAAUAAGCUGACCGGGUUCAUGAGAGGAACUCUACAUAGCCAGGCGAACCCUGAGUUAAGGAUCCUUGAUCUCUCCUUCAACCACAUCAGGCGAAUAGAACAUGAUAUGUUCAGAUUCGAGAAACUGGAAACCCUUCUUAUUAAUGAUAAUAGAAUACAAACUAUAGAAUCAAGAGCGUUUGUUGAGAUGAGAGCUCUUAAACAUCUUAACUUGGAAGGAAACCAGAUUGUAAGCUUAAACGAUGAAUCCUUUCAAAACCUGCACAGCCUGCAGAUUCUAAAUCUAGCAUACAAUAAUCUUAGAUCUGUGAACUUUGACAGUUUGGAUUACGUUGGUUCCUUGUCUCCAACUCUACACCUUGAUCUAUCUCACAAUAAUAUACCAACCCUAGCUUCAAACCAGUCUCAGAGAUUCUCCUCUAACUCCAGGAUAAGGUCCCUUGAUAUCUCCUACAACAACAUUACCAGUAUCCAGCCUGGCUUCUUCGAGACAAUGAGUUCAUCACUUCGAACCAUUAACAUUGCAUACAACAAGAUACCUAGAGUUAACAAGGAAACUAUUGGAAGCCUUCGUAAACUCGUGGUGAUGGAUCUUUCUAACAAUUUGAUUGAUUCAAUAGAGGAAAACACUCUAGAACCAAUAACUAAUCUACAAAGGCUAAACCUAGCUAACAACAAUCUAGGAAGUAUCAAGGAUAAAACCUUCAGGAUGCAGAGAAGUCUCCAGGUCCUAGAUCUAUCAGGGAACCAGCUGCAGGAGCUACCGGAGCACAUUUUUCAGGUUUGUAGACUAGAGAUAUUCAAGAUUAGUUCAAACCUACUCAUGGAGAUACCGGUCAAAGCUUUAAACCCUGUUCAGAGCACUCUCAGGCAUUUGGAUCUUUCAAGAAACAAUAUAUCUUUAAUAUCAGAGUCUCAGCUUAGUCAAAUCCGUAGUUUGGUGGUCCUAGACCUAUCAAACAAUAGGAUUAAAGAGAUCGAUUCAAGAGCAUUCUGCUGUCUUCCUGAACUGGUUUCUCUCUCUCUUUCUCACAAUCCACUUCAGAUGUUCUCUGAUGAGUUACUAGACGGAGUGGGAACACAGCUUGAGCAUCUAGAUCUUUCAAAUACAUCCUUGUCCUUACUCCCUAAUCUAAACCUACCAGAACUAAUCAGCCUAAAUAUGUCACUGAACAAGCUGACCUUUGUGCCCUCCAGCAGUCUAGCAAACAUGUCAAAUAUUCGUGAACUGGAUUUAUCCUGGAACUCGAUGCCCUCCCCUCCUCACAACGUAUGGUAUAUCCUUCCCUACCUCGCCUCCCUGUCUCUGUCCUACAACCCUAUGACGAGUAUCAAGAAUGAAAGCUUCCUAAGCCUGGACAGGUUGCAAAGACUAGAUCUAGGAGGACUAGAGCUAACAAACGUAGAGAGUGGGAGCUUCGCAACUCUACCCAACCUGAAACAUUUAACAAUAUCAGUUAAUCAAGACAAACUGGAGAAUCUGGGAGACCUUCUCCAUUCCAACCCUGCACUGGAGGUUCUCCAUAUACACUCGAAUGGAGCCUCCUUAAAAAACCAUCUAUCCAGCUCCAGUCCUGAUUCUGGUCUACCAGAUAAACUGAAACAUAUUAUUAUUACAAGUGAAACCAUUACAAACCUUCAUCCAGCAGUAUUUAAGGGUUUACAGAGCAGAGAGCUGAGUUUAACCUUGAUCUCGGAUAAGAUCCUGGUUGAGCGAGAUUUAUUUUUAAAUCUUGGUCGAGCUCAGAACCUUACUUUAAACCUGGCAGGAAGAGUAGGAAACAGGAGUAAGGUGUCUGCAGUACUAGAGAACCCUGCCUCUAGUUACACCCUGGGAGCUCCAUAUUCGGUUUUCCUAGAGGGGUUGAAUCUAGGGGACAAGUUAUACCCAUGUAACUGUGAUAGUAUGGGAUGGUUGGGGAAGUGGCUAAGACGAUGGCGCGGCGAAAUGUGCGGUCAGCACUACAUGGACCUGGACCAAGGAGAGUGUUGGUCCAUAAUCAGGGACCUACGUCAGGCUCGAUGCAUGGAUUCUGAUGGACUUUUGUUGGACUCGUUAAAGAAGAUGGACUGUUUGUCGUUUAAUACCAGUCCCAGCAUUAUGGUAUCUACUUACCUCACUGUGAUUCUUGCCCUUAACUCAUUUCUCAGUUAAAUCCGAGUUCGAGCACAUUUUGAAACAAUAGUUUUCAAAUUAAAAUAUUAAAUUGGGUUUAAUUAUUUUAAUUAUUUAAUUAUUAACCGCUCUUUUUACUUUUAUUAUUUUUACGGGAUCUUAUGCUUACUCUGUGUCCUUGGGAUGGUUUUGUUAAGUAAUUUAAAUACAAAAAUAUUUCGCAAAAGUUUAAAGGAAUUGACUCUUUGCAACAAACUCUGAUUUUCU
Messenger RNA from Eurytemora carolleeae, 3272 nucleotides. RefSeq names its product chaoptin. NCBI's taxonomy places the organism in Eukaryota, Metazoa, Arthropoda, Copepoda, Calanoida, Temoridae. Gene Ontology annotation, molecular function: protein binding. The annotation marks the transcript as partial. The record is from RefSeq and is a predicted model, not a curated record. The transcript has 33 exons.